Messenger RNA from Bacillus rossius redtenbacheri, 3604 nucleotides. RefSeq names its product pyridoxine/pyridoxamine 5'-phosphate oxidase (gene sgll). NCBI's taxonomy places the organism in Eukaryota, Metazoa, Arthropoda, Insecta, Phasmatodea, Bacillidae. Gene Ontology annotation, molecular function: pyridoxamine phosphate oxidase activity; FMN binding. The transcript has 6 exons. The record is from RefSeq and is a predicted model, not a curated record. Gene Ontology annotation, biological process: pyridoxine biosynthetic process; pyridoxal 5'-phosphate biosynthetic process. The coding region runs from base 358 to 1095 and encodes 245 amino acids.
AAGUGAUAAAAAGCUUGACUGUUCAAAUAUAACAUUGAUUCGCCUUUUUCCUUCAUGGGAAGUAAAAAAAAAGAAAUAUCUGAAUGUUAUUUUCAUAUUACACAUUUCCUUGGAUAUCUCACAAAACAAACCUAACCGACUGUAAAAACAAUUUUAAAAUUAUUUAAAUGUACCUAAUCCAGUGUUAUAACGAUUCUUUAAUAUGUUUUCCCCACAUUUCUGUCAUUUUUGCACGUUCUUAGAAGUGCUUCAUUUGCAGGUUAGGUUUCCAUAAUGUACGUUAAAAAAAGUUUGCAUGAAGUUCAUGUGCAACAGAAGUGUAACUUUUUGCUUAUUAGAUAUAGAUAGAGAUAAAUUAUGAGUACCUUUUUUAUUGAACAAGAGAUAAUACUUGAAGAUAGUAAGGAUGCAGGGAUGAGGAAGAAGUACAAGGAUGACUUGGAAGUGUUUACGGAAGAUGACUUGAAGCUGAAGGAGCCGAUCGGACAGUUCCGUGUGUGGUUCGAGGAAGCUUGCAAGAGACCUGAAAUUCUGGAGCCAAACGAAGUACACCUCGCCACAGCAACAAAAGAUGGUGCUCCGUCGGUGCGGCCGGUACUGCUAAAAGGGUUCGGCACAGACGGCUUCAGGUUCUUCUCCAACUACAACAGUCGAAAGGGUAGAGAACUCGCAGAAAACCCACGUGCUGCUUUGUCAUUUUAUUGGCCGUGCUUAAAUAGAUGUGUUCGUGUCGAAGGAAGAGUCGAGAAAAUACCAGCCUCCGAGUCAGAUGAAUACUUCCACUCCCGACCAAUCGGGAGUCAGAUAGGCUCAGCAGUAAGUGAGCAGAGCAAGCCCAUAGCUGGUCGGCAAGUCUUGAUCGAAAAGGAGAAAGCUAUGCUCGCAGAAUAUGGAACCAAAAAUGAAGUUCCUCGACCAUCAUGGUGGGGUGGUUACAUUGUUGUUCCUGAAGCUGUGGAGUUCUGGCAAGGUCAGACGACAAGACUCCAUGACAGAAUACGCUUUCGCAAGCCUCGUGCCGGAGAGGAGGUGCCAGAUGGGAGAUUGCUUCACCAGGGAGAUGAUGGAUGGGUCUACGAGAGAUUAUCACCAUAAAUCAAUUGGGAACAUAACCUCUGUCAACUGCCUACCUGCCAAUUCUCUUUUUUUCUGCAUUUUUGCUUAUGCUCUUCCAUUGUCUCAUCUGUCUCUUCUGCUUCUUCUUAGAUGAUGUUCUUUCUUGAUUUUGGUUGGCCUUGAAAUUUGGCACAUGAACUUCAUUUCAUGUGUAAACAAAUGGUAAAAGAACCUGAAGUUAUGACAUGUUUCUUAAAGUUAUUAAUCCUACCUGGGUGUUAUGUAGGGCCAUAUUGAGGUUAAUAAUCAAUGGUAUUUGCAUAAUAUCUGGAGAAUAAUACCCACCAUCUUUGAUCUUAAUUUUUUUUGCUGUGUUUUAUAAUUUAAAUUAUUGAUGUGGUAGAGCAUUAAGGAAGUAUGUAUAUACAUUUUUAUUUGCAUUGUUUUGAGUCUGGUAUUAGCAUAUGACAUCUGGGAGAAACAACUGAAUGAUUCACAGGGGCAACUGUAGAUGACUUAGUAUUUGCACUAGGCCACGAUCUUGGCUUCGAAAAGAUUCCGUAGAUAUGGACUGGCUUUUGUGAGGCCUAAACAUUAAAUAAUAAUUUUGCACUGAAAUCUGUGAUAAAUUUUGAAAAAUUCAAGAUAGGAGGAGGAUCUUUAAUGCUCCCGUCUCACAUGCACUGUUGAUUUUUUUUUAUUAUUCAUUUUGUGUCAUUACUUUUAUUUUAGGGCUAUUUCUAAAAUUUUAACUCAAUACCUUGCAUUUGUUGUUCUCCUACAAAUAUUUUCAACCGAUAUUAUUCACUUUGUGUAACUUCAUGGGUGUAAAAAAGUGUGGAAGACUUGGUAAUUAUCAUAACUUUACGGAACUUUUUACACCAAAUUAGUAUCGGUUGAAAAUAUUUGUGACAGAACAAAAAAUGUAAAGGAUGUAAAGGUGGUGUAGAGUUAAAAUGUUAGGAAUAGCCUUGAUGGAAAAAUUGAAAAACUCAACAUGGCGUGUGAGGCUGAACCUUAAGAUCUCUUGUUUUAUGAGUAACUGGAGACAUUGGAGAUGGUAUGGGCUCAUGAUGGCUAGGCCGAGAGACUAGUUCCUUUGCUCACUGUUUUGAAUUGAGGCGAUGCACUUCAACAGUUAGAAAUAUUGCUCUGGAGUUCAUUGACCAGAAUUCAAAAUUAAGUAAAAUAAAUAUUUUGAUGUGUCAAUGGGAAGCUGCUAAUCCUUGUACAUGGCUUUAGUUGUUUCGUUAGUUGAACUGAUGGGCCACGGUUUGGCUUUUUAGGGUGCAGGAGAAACGUUUACCAGCAUCUAACACCUGCACUUGCGGUGUACUGAAGGAGCUUUGUAAGUCAAGACUUCCUAUGAGUAUUAGUUUUGUCUUUUUUUCAAUUCCAUUGCAUCUGAAGGAUCUUUUUUUCAAUGCCAUUGCAUCUGAAAGAUCAUGGUGGGCAUAUUAGUGAGGAAAUGAAAUGCUGUUUAUAGAAGAUCAUUGCCACGAGGUAGACUGUGCUACACUUGGAGCAAGGUGGCGCAGUGAUAAGACACCGGACUCUCAUUCCAGAAGACCCGGGUUAUCAAAUACCAGUACUGCUAACCUCUUUUCUGUUUUCCAUGAUAUCCUGAAAUCACUCCAAGCAUGUUAGGGCAAUUCCUUUCACAUCAUCGCUGGUUUUUUGAUGUGUUUUUACUUUUUCUUAUGACCAUGCUGUCCACGAGAUGUGAAACAAGUGAAAUAAACAGUUUAAGCUAUUUGCACAAAGUUACUUAAAUUUUAUUUUCCUUUUCAAUUUUAAUUUUGGCUUUUACUUUCACAGUAUGUUCAACUAUCAUGUCCAUAUUUUAAUGUUCAAUUUAAUCUUGUAAAAGCAUUGAUAUUUUUUACUAUCUGUAUUAUUUCAGGUGAUAGAUACUGUUAUUUUGCUAAUAAUAUACUAGGGAUUGUUACAAUAGUUAAAGUUAAUUAUAGAAAGUCUUCUAUAAGGUUUAGGGAUUUUUGUAAGAAUUGCUUCUAGGAGAAGAUAUUUGGUGAGGGCAGUGCAUCUCUAGCAUUCUGUUGCAGCACACAUUUUGUGAAAGUCGUUCAGGUAGAAAUAGUCAGUACCACAGUAGUGUAACUGAUAGCGACAAUAAGGGACAAGCCAUGAGAUUAGUUUUUUUUUGUUGUAAAUUUUUCGACUGUACUUAGUAUCAUAGACACUAUUGGUAUUGCAAAACAGUUUUAUUAAUUUUUAAGGGCCAUGUAAUCCCUUAGUGAUAUGAUUACGAGUAGUAAGAUAUUGAAUAUCAUUUUUCAUCUAUGGUUUAAUGUAGAAUUAAAUCUGUUUGUCUUCUAAACGUUUAUUAUGGUUAUUUAGUUUUCUUCAUGUCUUCAUGCUAUUCAUAAUUAUUUACAUUUCAAUUUUGUGAUGGAUCAAGUUUCCUUAUAUUUGAAUUUCCUAGAGUUGGCAGAUAUACAAUUGUGUAUGUGUAAUAUAUGCACCUACUCUAUUUUAACAACCAUCUGUACCAAAUAAAUAUAUUUUUUUUGUUGUUGAUUUGUGGUUA